ACAAAGCACCGAGUGGUAUUGCUUUGAGCGAAGUGAAAUGGCUGAGAACGUCGUCUCUUUUCUGUUGGAAAGGAUCCAUGAUUUGCUCACAGAAAAAGCCAACUUCUUGAUGGAUGUCCGUAACCAAAUUCAGCUGUUGCAGCAAGAGUUACAGAUUAUGCGCAGCUUCCUAAGAGAUGCAGAUUCAAGACAAGAAAAAGAAGCAGCUGUACGAGAGUUCGUUGCACAAAUCAGAGAUGCUGCUUAUGACGCGGAAUAUGUCAUCGAAAAAUUUGUCCACGAAAUAGAGUCCACCAAACGCAACCGUCGGAGGCACAAGAUCUCUCUGUCUUACAGAUUUUUUAAACGCGGCAGAAAAGUAAAAGUGCUGUACAACGUUGGGUCAAAGAUUGAGGAGAUCAAGGGCCGCAUCUCUCAACUGAGGGUGAACCUGGAAACAUAUGGCAUAAGGAUAUUGAAGGAAGGAGAGGGGCCGAGCUAUUCUGACAGGGUUGUGCCCAACUUACGCCGCAGUUUCUCUCACUCCGUCAACCAUAAUGUUGUUGGUUUGGUGGAAGCUGCCAAGACAUUAGCGACUGAGCUUGUGAAACCAGGAAACUCCGGCAGUCGAGUGGUUUCAAUAUGUGGAAUGGGAGGGUUAGGCAAGACCACUUUGGCUAGGAAGGUUUACCAUCAUGAUGAAGUUAGGGAUCAUUUUUCUCACUUCAUUUGGGUGUGCGUAUCUCAACAAUAUCAAACAAGGGACAUUUGGGAGCAAAUUCUGUUUAAACUUUCGUCCCCUGACAAAAAGGAGAGAAAGAAGAUCGCAAAGAUGAAAGAUGAUGAGGUAGCUAAAGAACUUUUUGUGCUACUUAAGAAUAUGAAAAGCUUGGUGGUUCUUGAUGACAUCUGGGAAUCGAAUGCGUGGUCAUUGCUAAGUGCUGGAUUUCCAACUCACGAGGACACAGAAACCAAAGUGCUACUUACAUCGCGCAACAAAUGCGUAGCGUAUCGAGCAGAUCCGAGAGGUUUCCUCUAUGAACCAUCGUGUCUAAAUGAUGAAGAUAGCUGGGAACUGUUCCAUAAGGUAGCAAUUGUUCAAAGAGUGCAAGCAUAUGGAGAUCACCCACCAGCUACAGGGGCAAAAAAUUCUGAAAAUCCUUUGAUGACAGUGGAAAGCAUGGAAAAACUUGGGAAAGAAAUGGUAACACAUUGUCGUGGUCUGCCGCUGGCCAUUAUUGUGCUUGGAGGUGUUUUGGCAACAAAACAUUUCAUUGAUGAAUGGGAGACAGUACAUAAAACUAUCAAAUCACACCUGAAAACAAUCAACGGCGCCCACAGAAGUGCUGAACUUGGAAUUAUGGAGGCGUUAGCACUAAGUUAUGAUGAUUUGCCAUAUCAGUUGAAACCAUGCUUUCUUCAUUUAGGCCAAUUCCCAGAGGAUUUUGAAAUGCCUACACGGAGACUAAUCAAUCUGUGGGUUGCAGAAGCCAUGAUACCAACUCAAUCAUCAAAUGAACGAGAGAACGAGGAAACAUUAGAGGAUGUUGCAUAUCGUUACUUGACAAUGUUGGCAGAAAGGUAUUUGGUUCAAGUGGAGAGAAGAAGUGCAACUGGAAGGAUUAAAAGUUGCCGCAUGCAUGAUCUUAUACGAGAACUAUGUUUGAUGAAGGCCAAGGAGAAUGAUUUCUUCCAAAUCAUAGAACUUCGUGACAGUAACAGGAAAAUGGAGUUGUUCUCUUCCCCAAUGGUUAACAGACCAGUUUCAACAGGUAGGAUGCGGAGAGUUUCCAUUUAUUUAAAAGAUUUUAGUGGGUUUAUCUCUUUGGGAACUGAAGAAUGUCCUCCGGUUAGGUCUGUAUUGGGAUGCAGCAACAACAAGAUACAUAGUGUAAUAGGUCAGGAGCUGAUUGAAUCCAUAGUCAGCAGGUUCAAGUUCCUUAGAGUCCUAGAUCUUGAAGAUAUUCAAGGAUUCGCAAUACCAAAAGGAAUAGGGAAUUUGAUCCAUUUAAGGCUUUUGACAGUAAAUUCCUGUUGGACAGGAGUGCUUUUGUCAUCUAUAGGCAACUGGAGAUUCUUGUUGGCCCUAUACAUAGAUCCAUUCAAAUCAGCAGAACUAAUUCCAGAUGUGAUUUGGAAGAUGAAAAGAUUGAGGCAUUUGUAUCUUCCAGUGCAGUAUGGCAGGCGUACCAAGAAGUUACAGUUUGCUAAUCUCAAUGACCUGCAGACCUUAAAAAACUUUCCAGCAAAGAUAGCAGAUGUGAAGGAUCUGACCACACUGCCUAAUCUCAGAAAAUUGGUAGUACAAAUACCUGAUGACAGCAAGCUCGAUGAGUUCAUGGCAAUCUUCCAACCACCAUUCACAUUUAACUAUCUAAGAUCGUUGUCAGUAGAUACUCGGAUGAAUGCUAGAAAAAAUAUAGAUGUUGCAAAAAUCAGAUCAUGCUGCCCUCGCCUUGAGAAGCUGAAACAAAAUAGAAGGAAAAUCUUCCUGAAGUACCAAAACACUCUCCAAUAGCCUACAUCUUAGCGUGAAGCUUCCAGAAGUAUUACUAGAUUUUAUUUUGAACAUCAGCUUUUCAAUGCUUUUGUACCUGAAAAAUGAGGAAGACUGAUCAUGCCCACUCCCAGGAAGCUGCCUGCCUAAGCUUAACAAUCGUCUACUCAUGCCCAUUUGUUGAUCAAUCGAAUUUGCUCCAGCUACUUUUACUUGUUCUCUAUAUAUAUGUUUGUUUUUGUGUUAUUUUUCUCUGUUGGUUUGUUUAACGUUGGAUGGUCAUCCUUAUUUGUCUGUCAAUGUUUCAUGUUCUGUUUUUUA
Prunus dulcis (almond) is the source of this 2797-nucleotide messenger RNA. RefSeq names its product putative disease resistance protein At1g50180. NCBI's taxonomy places the organism in Eukaryota, Viridiplantae, Streptophyta, Magnoliopsida, Rosales, Rosaceae. The coding region runs from base 38 to 2497 and encodes 819 amino acids. Gene Ontology annotation, molecular function: ADP binding. The record is from RefSeq and is a predicted model, not a curated record. Gene Ontology annotation, biological process: defense response to other organism. The transcript is spliced from 2 exons.